AUGGACGGUGAGCUAAAAGCCUCCACGAAUCCCGGCGUUCCCGGUUGCCUUUCCCGGUUUCAACACACGCCCACGCACCACCGCCAGAGAAAGCCAAUCAACCAGCAGUGGGUCACCCACUCAGACCAGAUCGACUGCCUCGUGGCUGAUUGGCCCUCGGGCUCAUCGCCUCCUCCGGAGCUUCACUUCGAGUUGGGCUCGGCCAGGCUUAUUGAAUAG
Molecule: messenger RNA, 219 nt
Organism: Protopolystoma xenopodis
Lineage: Eukaryota; Metazoa; Platyhelminthes; Monogenea; Polystomatidea; Polystomatidae
Source: the annotation of a GenBank genome assembly